AUGUUGACGGCCCUUCUUCUCCUCGGGGCUGGACUAGUUGGAGCACAAGUGACAAGUACGUUGCGUUAUCAAGAAGGCUAUCUUGAUCCUAACAAGCCGGCCGAUCCUUCGCUAACCAACUACUAUGCUAAAGGCCAAACCUAUCGGCCGAGGCUAGACCAGUCUAACAUGGCGUUUGAUUCUAACGAAACGGGGCCAACGGCUUCUAGUCCUAUGUUGACGGUGAUAUCACCGACUCCAUUUGUUGGUCCGACUCCGGUUAUUAGGCCUAGUUCCGUGAUUAGCCCGACUCCUUCGGUCGCACCGUCACCUCAGAUGCCUGCUCAAGAUCCGGGGAUUGCUAGACCAACUCAAGGUUCUUUUUCUGCUUCGUUAGGUAUAUAUUUAGGACUUUGUCAGAAAUUUCGCUCAAUCUUAUAAACUGGGCUAACUGUAAAGUCUUAUUCCAAAGCUUAUAUACUAUAUAUCAGGUAUUGUUUGCUAUUUUAUGAUGAUUUUUAGCUCAUGGAUAUCAACAAAACCCUCAGAAUCCAGGAUUCAUUGGACCAAGUAAGCUUUUAAAAUGGUUCAAAUAAUCCUGUGCCCUCUUUUAAAGCCAGUUCUUGUCGUCAGGGGACACAGAAUUAUUUGAACAAACUAAUAUUUGUAUAGAUCUUGACGACUAAUCAGCUACUAUAAUAAUAUAAGUCAAAUUAUAUUGUUUUAGUCGUUCCCCAGCCAGUCUUUGCGGUUCCAGAAAACAUUCCGCUGAUUGUGGACGUGGAAUGGCUAAACGAUGCUUUGUUGGUAAGUAACCUUUGUAUAAGAUAUUAAAUACAAGCUUGUUGUAUACAAGUUGUAAUCUUUAGUUUUGUAGGCUAUCUUUAAAUGGCAUUGAAACUUUACAACCUUGAAUUGUAUAGUAGAACUACAAAUUUUUACAUUUUAUGGUAGUUUUUUCUACUUCUUCAAGUGGUUACAGUUAUAAAUGCAAAAGAAAAUGCUAUUGAAUGUGAAUUUUUGUAUAGUAACAUAAUCCGAAGUUAUUUGGUUGUUUAAUUGAUUCUGCGCCUUCUAACUACAAAGAUUUGCUUUGGAAGGGGGCACUGAAUUAUUUGAACAAUUUAAUAACAUAUUAUGGCAUUACACUGUAAAAUAUUUUGAUAUUAUGCUUUGUGUUUUCAAAUCACAAUUCAGAUGCUUAUAAUGCUAUUGGCAAAUGUUAUGAUGCUGUAAACCGACAUAAACCAAUCGCUUUUAAUGCAGUCUUUACAUAUUGUUAUAGGCUUUAGAAGCCUGUUUAUCAAAAAUAACAUUCUUCAGCGACUUUAGACUCUUUUGCAAAAGAUAUAUUGCAAUAGUAUUGUAAUUCUUUCAGACUCGUAAGCCGAUAAAGGUCCUGGAUGCAACUGCCUCGCCACGCCAUCCGCCGGUGGAUUACAAGGUUUUCAGGGAUCAAUACUACGGUAACUGGGACCGGUUGUUUUCGGAAAAUGUAAGACUUGAACAGACAUCUCUAUUUAUGAUUGGUUUGCAAAUUUGAUUUGUUGGACUUUUUUUCAUAAUUGCUUAAGGGCUAAAAUUUCAAAAAAAAGUCCAGAAAGUUUGUGUUAUGCUUUGUAGUUUUCCUGAUUUUCGUGGUGGGACCUAACAAGAAAAGCGCCUGAUCUGCUCCGCUUAUUUAUGCUAAAACUUCCAAUGUUGACCAUGCUAUGUCGCAAAAACCUACAAAUAUACAACAACUUAAAGAAACGACUAUAAUAUUACAAUUUUAGGCCAACGCCGACUUCCAACGAGCUCACAUUCCAAACUCAGUCCACUUCAACCUAGACAUAGCUACCUACCCCGCCUGGAAUGAUCCUUCGGCGUUGUAUCCGCCAGACCUGUUUCAGGAAUACGUUCGCAGAUUAGGUAUCAAUCAAGAAGACCAUUUAGUCAUUUACUCUCGUGGCAGCCUGGGAGGUGCGUUGGAGAGUGCGAGGGUGUGGAAUCUAUUCAGGGUAGGGACCAAAGAUCAUGUUGUUCUUGAAUACUUGAACAUGUUUUUACUGUGUACUGCAACGUACUAUUUCAGUAAUACUGUACCGUACUAUUACUAUCAACUUUUCAGAUAUACGGACAUCAACGAUUAAGUAUCUUGGACGGAGGCCUCGGGAGAUGGAUGGCCAGCAACUUCUCCAUAUCUGACAUGGAUCUUCAUAUUGAGUUAGGCAACUGGACCGCCGCCUUUGAUCCGGGACUUGUAAUUGGGUUCGAUGAGCUGUCUAACGUGGAAGGAAAUGGCUACUGUUUACUGAACAAGCUCUACUGGGUAGGAAAUGUAUUUUCUUGUCAAACUACGUCUUCUGCCUUUGUUUUUUGACGUAAUUCUGAAGACGAGGCUACAAAAUUCACUAAUUUUCGACUUCCUUAAGGUUCUGAGAAAAUACGAAUUUUAAAAAUUUGCAUAAUACGUAGAGGUUACGUAGUGUACGGUAUUAUACCGUAGUUUUUAAUUUUUACUACUUUAUUAAGGUUAAAUUAAAAAUUUUUUAAUAUAAUGUCAUACUAUUAUAUUAAUUUACAAGGAAAGUACUUGAUCUGCCCCGCUCUGAUUGAUUUCAAACUUUUUAUAUAGAAAGACCAUGUAAAUAUAAAACCUUUAGCAAAGUACUAAGUUGCGUUUUCCAGUCAAUCACCACAAAAUCGAGACUAAAAAAUUACAUUUUGAAUUCCCCGCCAAAUUGGCAUUGUGUUUCAAGCUUAUAACUUUGUCAUUUUUUGACUUUUAAUCAUACUUCUUUGAUAGGCGAGUAGAAAACCUUUAAAUUGACCUAGAUUUUUAAAUUUGUAAGCGUAGCUUGUUUGGAAAGUCGAAAAAAGUGCUUGAAACACAAUGCCAAAUUUGCCAAAUUGGCGGGAAACUCAAAUAUUUUAAUUUUAAAACUCAAAAAGCGCGAUCUAAAAUUUUUUAUGGAUACUAUUGGUAGUACAACGAAUUUGUAUAAAAAUUUUGAGCGGAUUCUGAGCGAAGCAGGUUGGUUACUUUCUUUGUCAGAUAUAUAUAAUGCCAUAUACUAUAAUAUUAUAAAUUUCAAAAUACAACCUCAUACAACCUUAAAACAUGAUACACCCCUCACAGUGCACUAAUUGAUAUAUGGAAUUACGAAUUAAAGUGCAACCAAUUAAAAUCUGAUAUUUGAGAUGUUUAAAACCCGAGGCGACUAAUUGAAAACACUUUUAGUACAACUUCCUGGACGCACGUCCCAAACCGGAAUUCAUUGGCCUGGACCAGCCAAGAAGCACACCAACUACAGUAGCACAGAAUCCCCCAUUUGUGGGGCUAGCGGCUACUCCUGGUAUUCAUUUGCCUGGGGCCAAGUCUUUGCCGGCUGAGGACUUGGUUCGGCCUGAUGGGAAAAUAUAUCCGCCAGCUGAUCUUAUGCAAAGUAAGGGGUUACUGUUGGUUUCAAGGGUAUAAGAUAUGAUUAUGAAGACAGGUUUUCGAAAUAUUGUGGUAGACGCUAUGUUAAUUAGCGAAAAGUUAUAAUGUUGGAAAAUAUUAGGUUGUUCACAUAAUGCUGUGCCUUCUAAUAUUAUUUUUUUAUGAGAUAGGGCACAGAAUUAUUUGAACAACCUAAUAGCUGAAAAAUACUAAAUCUUAUUGAAACUUCAGGACUACGCCAAGCCGGCUACGUAGCUGGCCGUGAGUCCGUCGCCGCCGGGAACACUCCAGAAGAAGCCUCAAUGGUCGUACUCGCCUUGGCUAUGACCUACGAUUCGCGUGUGCGUCUGUAUAAUGUAAGUUAUUUAAUUAGAGGCCUAAUUAAUCUUGUUUUAGGCCUAAUUAAUGUUGUUUUAGGCCUUAUUAAUAUGGUUUUAAGCCUAACUAACUUAGUUUUAGGCCUAACUAGUCUUAUUUAGACCUAAUUAAUCUGUGUUUAAGCCUAAUUAACCUUGUUUUAGGCCGGCAUUCUCGAACUGAAACUGCGUUCCCUCAUAAUCUAG
Bursaphelenchus okinawaensis is the source of this 3966-nucleotide messenger RNA. NCBI's taxonomy places the organism in Eukaryota, Metazoa, Nematoda, Chromadorea, Rhabditida, Aphelenchoididae. The record is from the annotation of a GenBank genome assembly.